Scleropages formosus (Asian bonytongue) is the source of this 3502-nucleotide messenger RNA. RefSeq names its product target of Nesh-SH3-like. The record is from RefSeq and is a predicted model, not a curated record. Gene Ontology annotation, molecular function: protein binding. The coding region runs from base 83 to 2530 and encodes 815 amino acids. NCBI's taxonomy places the organism in Eukaryota, Metazoa, Chordata, Actinopteri, Osteoglossiformes, Osteoglossidae. The transcript is spliced from 23 exons. Gene Ontology annotation, biological process: positive regulation of cell-substrate adhesion; extracellular matrix organization.
GCAGCGGGCUGAACGAGUCACCGGCGAACUCCAGUCUUGGUGAAGUCGUUCCUGCAUCCUGUGUGAGCCUCAAACAGGCACCAUGCUUCUCAAGCUGAGCAUCAUGAUCCUGGCUGGGAUUGUGCUCAUCGGCUGCAGCUCAUCGCAGAGACCCAGAGUAAGGAGACAGAGCAUGAAGGUUCGUAUCAAUGCCACCGGGGACACCAUCGUCCUAAAGUUUGUGCGGCCCAACCCUGACACCAAGCUGGAAGGUUACAUCCUGGGCUACGGUGGCGCCAUGUUUUCCAAGCAGUUCAUCCAGCUGCCUGAAGAUGGGGUGCCCUACCAUGCCGAGAUGGAUGCAGAGCCAAAAUAUCUGGUUGCAGUGCAACCCGUUCCAGCCAAUGAUGUAAAGAAACAGUGCACAGGAAAAGUUAACCUGGAGAAACCUUUGCACUUGGUUAUUGGUUCGGUGACACCUACCUCAGUGCUUCUCUCCUGGGGAACCUUGCUGAGGACACCUUAUGAGGGAAACAUUAUGAACGAUUGUUUGGAAGAUGGACAGUACACUGUUCGCUAUAAAGAGAGAGACCGCAAUGACUGGAACUACCAGGCGUGCCCCACCAGCGACACUGUGAUUGAAAACCUGAAGCCAAAUACACCGUAUGAAUUUGGCGUUCGGCCCGAAAAGGAAAAGGAGACUGGUGUCUGGAGCAAACCAGUCAUUCACAACACCAACACGGAUGCCAAACCCCUAAAGAAACCAUUUAAUCCAAGAGCACCAAACAGGAAGCCAGGGAAGUCACUUAUGGUUGAACCUCAGAGGCUUUUUCCUCCUAGACCUGUGAUCCACAAGCGGAACCAGACCAGACUAUCCCCUAUGGUUGGAAAGAUUCCUGAACCAUCCAGAACAUCUUUAGUGUCCCCUGAAAUUGGCCUUGGAACACCUUCUUUCCCACGACCUAAAACGCCUCAAGGGCCACGGUUGCCACUGGGAAAUGCAAACAAUAUUGUAAAUGUCUCAUCACCAUCCAAAGACAUCCCUCCUGCCUUGCCUCAGCUCCUACCCAUCAAACCCUUACCUACUUCAGCAGCCCUUCUACCUAGCCACCCUCGAAAUGGUGAAAAACCCUGGGGUCGGAUGCUGCCUAAGCCGCACAGCCCCUCGGUGAUUGGCCAGUCAAGGAGAAGAUACUUCCUACCUGCCCCCGCCUCUGAGAGAGUUCACAGUAAUUCCUGGGGUAGAAACAUCUUGAAAAACUUGACUUCCUCCAUGGGCUCAGCUGCUGUUGUGCCAGCUCGGACCCAGGUGUCCAGGGGCCAGGACAUGAAUUUCCCACCUAGAACCUCUAACUUCUCCCAGACCUCGAUGAAACAAGGGGUCAAUGGUGAGCGUCAUAGGGGACCCUCUUUUCCCAAACCAAUCCCCAGUUCCAGAUUUCUAACGGGGUCACCAGGUCAGCGUCCUACCAACAGCAAGAAAACCAAUCUGUUGGCCAAACCAAGAGGCAAAGGAAAGACUGGCACCUUAAAUCAUACAAAUAUAGAUUUCAUCGUGAAACCCAAGUUGACUCCUGUGACCCCAAAAGCUGUGAAAGAGAUUAAAGAAACUACAACAACAACCCCAAUUGCUAACGGUAGCCUUUUUGAUGUCUGGGAUAAUUCCUCUGUUUUAAGCUCUUUCCCUGCCUCUGAUGUGGAUGUUAUGGGCAAGAAGAGAUACAUAGCCCCUCAUGUAAGAUUCUGGCCAGGUAAGAAGCCAGAUGAACCAUGUUCAAUCACAAACUCUUUGAGCUACUUUCCUGAGGAGGAGAUCGGGGAGCAGAAUGUUACAGGUCCACCCAGGUUAAGUCCCUCCAACCUGACUGUGGUGACCGUAGAGGGGUGCCCUUCCUUCGUCAUCCUGGACUGGGAGAAAACAGAUAAUGAAACCAAAGAAUAUGACGUCAUUUCCACAACCAAAGGUCCUGAUGGUGAGGAGGUGUCUAUUGUCACCACUAACCAGACACACACUGCAGUGGAGAACCUCAAACCAGAGAGCAGUUAUGAAUUUAAAGUCAAACCCAAGAAUGAACUUGGAGAGGGCCCAGCUACAGACCCUGUGUCAUUCAGCACAGAAUCAGCUGAUCCUCGAGUAAGUGACAACCUUUCAGGAAAGAAUGCCAUUUGGACUCCGUACCCCUUCAAUGCUGACUCUUACUCUGAGUGCAAUGGGAAGCAAUAUGUGAAGAGGACAUGGUACCGCAAGUUUGUGGGCAUCCAGCUCUGCAACUCCUUAAGAUACAAAAUCUACUUAAGUGAUUCCCUCUCAGGAAAGUUCUACAACAUUGGGGACCAGACUGGACAUGGUGAGGACCACUGCCAAUUUGUGGACUCCUUCCUUGAUGGACGAACGGCGAACCAAGUUUAUGGCGACCAACUGCCUCUCAGAGCAGGGUAUUUCAGAGCAAUCCGACAGCAGCCUGUCAGCUUUGGUCAGAUAGGUGGGCACUCGCACAUCACCUAUGUGCCAUGGUAUGAGUGUGGAGUACCGAUCCCGGGGAAAUGGUAGAAGUCUUUGGUGAGGAUCUCACGUGUGAGAGAAGGGAUAGUUCCAGAGGGAAGGUCUCUGCACCCGCAGGGCAACAGUGCCAAAGUGCUGCAUGAGUCUUCCUCGUCCAUCAUGGACAAACAUGUACAGGACUCAAAACGCCAUGGACUUCUUUUGAGCACAUUGGUAAUAUGUAAUGGCAACCCAUGCUCAUUAUUUAUCAAACAUUGCAAAAAACAUAAACUCGAAAGAAAAAGUAAGAAAGGUCACCUAAGACGUAAAUACUGUUGGUACGAAAAUAUAGGGAAGCUGGCUCCCUAAGACUAUUUUGUUGAUGUGUAUAAUAGUAUUUAUCAAAAAUUGUAAUUAAAUGUGCCUUGUUGUGGCUUUACCACUGGGUUUUCGGUGAAAUGAGCAGACAUACAGUGCUUUGCUGGGAGUGGUUGAUCAUGGUGUUUUUCCACGUAGAUUUGGCAGGGGUUUGCAAUUGAAGACCCACACUUCACACCCAAUCCAAAGUAAUAAUCCAGUUAAAUUCAUAUGCAUCUACAGACAUAAAACCACCACUUUUCUAACAAUCAUGUACUCUCAGAUUGUGUACAUAUAUAUGUGCGCAAGUUCAAAUGGGGGAUGCAGGCUCAGUGAAAUCGAUCAAUCAGUAUAACCACACACAAAAGGAAGUAAUCCUUGUACUUUUUGAAAAACUCCUUGCAUUAGUUCUGCUCUACUGGGCAGCUACAGACAUGAGGGUUUAACAGUUGCAGUUUGCACAACAAAUUAAUUUAUAUUUAUAUGGAGUGAAAGAAAAGUAUUUUGAACAACAUGAAACAGGAUUGAAUAAUCAUCGACAGUACGUUAAGCACCGUUUCUUUAACUCCUCUGGAACACAUAUGAAGAUGUAUUUAUACGUAAGUAUAAUCAAAGCCAUGUUGGAAAAAAGGAAAAAAAAAAAUCUGGGAUAUAGGUUUUGUUCAGACAUAUUUUCAUAGUAGU